AUGCACAUGAUGACAGGAACUAAUUCGAACAUCGAAGACAUAGAGAAGUAUUUCCACAGUGAAGUAUGUUAUACGCCAGCCAAAGCGCCCAGGUCCUAUCCAGAGGCUGUGGUUGACAAUUCUAAGGACACUCUGGAGGUUUGCUAUUUUAAGCACGUUCCGAAAGUUUCAUUCCCCGCAGGAGGAACGGUGGUGAAUCUAGUUUUCGCACAUGGAACAGGCCUGAACUCUGGUGUUUGGGACUACUAUCUUGUGCCAUUGCUGAAGGCUGCGCAGCAGAGCAAUGGAGUGUGGAGUCUUGGUACUGUACUAUUCGUUGACCAGGUUAAUCACGGAGAUAGUGCCGUAAGGAAUGCUGGUAAGCUGGGUAUGAAUUGUGACUGGGGAGAUGGAUCGCAUGAUAUUUGCUUGGUUGCGCUGAAGGAACUGCCCCUUCCAGGCAAGGAUAUUAUUAAUAUUGCUGUGGGGCACUCGAUGGGCGGAUGCCAGGUGAUGUACACUACUAUUAUAUAUCCGGGACUUUUUAGCAUGAUCAUUGGCCUUGAACCUGUUGUGUGGACACACACAGAGGAUCACACUAACUACUUGACAGCAAUCCCACACCGUGUCUAUGACUCUGUUUUGGCCAAGAACAAGGACUACUUUGCCAAUGAGGAGGAUUUCAUGAAAUUCAGGUCUACGUCACUGUAUGUGAAGUCUCACCCUGACAUUGAGAAGCGCUUUUGGGAUUAUGAACGCAUCUCAAACCCUGAUGGCUCGAUCUCUAUGAAGUGCUCGGUCCCGCAGCUAUUAGCAAGUUACGUGGGCAACAGACCUGCCGCAGACAUGUUGAUGAAGUGUCUACGCUUUGUGCGUACACCAAUGGUUAGUAUCUUUGGAGGUGCUUCGCAUUGGUGUCAUCAAGAAAGUAAGGACUUCCUAAGAGAUAACGUGCCUAACUAUAUUGUGGACUCCGUCCCAGGUGGGACUCAUUUGUUUUGUAUGGAAAUUCCUGACGCCGUAAAUGAGUUCCUGGUGAAAUACAUAGUUAAGGCUGCACAAGAACCAAGGGAUAACCUAGCACCAGUUUCUGAUCGUGAUGCUAAAUUCCAAGAAUUGUAUCGCGAUCUCGCUAUUCACCGUAUAGGUAACGGCCGCGGUUCACUCUUUAAACUCUAA
Molecule: messenger RNA, 1158 nt
Organism: Eremothecium sinecaudum
Lineage: Eukaryota; Fungi; Ascomycota; Saccharomycetes; Saccharomycetales; Saccharomycetaceae
Gene: LPX1
Product: triglyceride lipase
Exons: 1
Coding region: 1-1158 (385 amino acids)
Source: RefSeq, a predicted model, not a curated record